AUAUUUAACACACCCACAGGAGGCUGGAGUUGCUGCUGUUGCGAGUACAGGAGGCGACUGCUGCUUUUUAAGCAGAACAGGGGAUUUCACUCUGCACCUGCCAAAGACCCUUCCCUUCUCCUGUCUCUGUUCUCUCUCCUACUGUAAAGUAUCCAGGCUCCAGGAGACGCCAGAAGCCCGAUCUCCUUUAAUCGGCAGCUUGUUUUGCAGCCAUGCUGAGUGCCAAGCCAUGGGCAGCAUCAGACACAUCUCCCUGAAUGAGGAUUUCUGGAUCCAGUACAGGAGAAGCGUCCCAAGCCAAUGGUUCCUAGCGCUGUGCAGAAGAGAAGAGCAGCCCUGCAGCUGAAGCCUGGGGUCGGACAUGUGAGGAUGCCAACUAGCAGCUCCUUGCCCAGCUCAGCCCAACAUUCCGGAGUCUUCUCUCUCUCCUUUCCAAAGCUUUCCUUCUGCUAAGACUAUUAUUUAUUCCAUUUUUAACUUGUAACAUUCCCUUUGAGGGUGAGACCCCUCUUUAGAAUAAAGGAGAACCAAUGGUGACUAGUAUUUAUAAACACAGCAAUCUCCUUUAGAUCUUUUUGUUUGGGGGGGUUUGCGUCAUUGCCAAAGCUCUUGCCUUGUUUUUGGUAUUGGACCUGGGUUGUGUGUGAUAAAGGAAGGGGAAAAUGAAGAUGAUUCUAGUUCGGAAGUUCAGGGUGCUGAUCCUGAUGGUGUUCCUGGUGGCCUGCACCCUACACAUCAUGAUAGAUCUGUUGCCCAAGCUGGAGAAGAGAUCAGCCAGGAGUGAUGGGGAGAUGGGUUGCGCCUGCUCUCAGAAUCACAAUGAGGAGACCCACCAGCAAGGAUGGGGUAAGGUGAGAGGCAAGAACGCAGGAGAACCUGGCUGGCCCAACAAGCACACCCUGAGGAUCUUACAGGACUUCAGUAGCGACCCCAGCUCCAACCUGACCUCUCAUUCAUUAGAGAAGCUGAGCAUGGACAAAAACGAAUCGUUCAGAAAGCUGGAGGGCCCCAGGGUCGCCGCUAAUAAGCAGCUGAUUCAGGAAAGGAGUAUAAACAAAGCCCAUGUUGGCACCGGGCACUCCAAGCUGGCAGCCCUCUUCCAGCACCCCUUGUACCAAAGCUUGGUCCCUCCAUUGACAGAGGACGAUGUCUUAUUUAAUGUCAACAGCGAUAUUAGAUUUAACCCCAAAGCUGCUGAGUCCCAGGACUGGCAAAACGUAGAAAGUGAAGGCAAUGGAGAGGUUGCAUAUUUGCCGACAGGAGAAGCACAUAUAGAUUCCUAUCCCAACUGGCUAAAGUUUCAUAUUGGCAUCAAUCGUUAUGAGUUGUACUCGACACAGGAUCCGGCACUAGAGGCUUUGCUUCAAGAUCUCGGCAGUCAGAAAAUCACCACUGUGGCAAUGAAGGCUGGAGGCACGCAGCUGAAACUCAUCUUGACAUUCCAGAAUUAUGGACAAGCUUUGUUUAAACCAAUGAAGCAAACAAGAGAACAAGAGACACCGCCUGACUUUUUCUACUUUUCGGACUAUGAGAGGCACAAUUCUGAGAUUGCUGCUUUUCACCUCGACAGGAUUCUCGGUUUCCGUCGUGUGCCACCAGUUGCCGGCAGAUUGGUGAACAUGACUAAAGAAAUACGGGAUAUUACAAGGGACAAAACAUUAUGGAGAACGUUCUUCGUUUCACCAGCAAACAACAUCUGCUUCUAUGGAGAAUGCUCCUACUACUGUUCAACGGAACAUGCACUUUGUGGAAAGCCGGAUCAGAUAGAAGGCUCCUUGGCAGCAUUUCUUCCAGAUUUGUCUCUGGCCAAGAGGAAAAAUUGGAGAAAUCCGUGGAGGAGGUCGUACCAUAAGCGCAAGAAAGCAGAGUGGGAAGUUGAUUCUAACUACUGUGAAGGAGUAAAGCAGACCCCGCCCUAUGACAGUGGCACUCGGCUCCUUGACCUCAUUGACACGACUGUGUUUGACUUUCUGAUUGGGAAUAUGGAUCGUCACCAUUAUGAGACCUUUGAAAAGUUUGGCAAUGAAACAUUUAUCAUUCACUUGGACAAUGGAAGAGGAUUUGGUAAAUAUACACAUGAUGAACUCUCCAUCUUGGUACCUUUGAACCAGUGUUGCAGAAUAAAAAAAUCUACUUACCUACGAUUACAAUUACUGGCAAAGGAAGAGUACUUGCUAAGUAGCGUGAUGGAGGAAUCCUUACUACAGGACAAAUUAGCACCUAUCCUUUAUCAGCCACAUCUAGAAGCAUUGGACAGAAGAUUACGGAUUGUUCUAAGAGCAGUCAGUGACUGCAUUGAAAAAUAUAGCUAUACUGAAGUCGUUGAAGAUGAUUGGGACUUAUAUGAAGUGAAAGACAAAACAACCAAGAGGUAGUGACACAAACAAAAAAACGCUACUAACUUCAAAUGAGAUGAAGGCAACAGUCUCUAAAAAGGACUGUAUAUGCUCCAGAGUGAAUUCAGUGAAUUCAGAUUAAAGAUGUAAUUGUUCCCACUGUAGUCAACCUAUAGACAGACACAAAAGAUUAGGUAACUAAGACAUUUGUAUGAUAAGUAGAUUUUUUUUGGAUGUGCAUAAAAACGAUGCGGUCAAAGACCCUCGGAGUUGGGAUUUAAAGGGUGAUAUGUUUUCUUUGUACAGAUAGAAGGUCUUUAUUUAAAGAAAACAUAUUUAUAUAUGGUAAAUCUAUUAAAGGAAAAUAUGAUGAUCUACCUACCACUUUUUCUAACAAAAAAAAAAAAUUAUCUGUGAUGGUGAUUUAAGAUAAAGACACCAAAUGAUUAUGUCGGGAGAAUUUCAACAGCUUUGCUUUAUUUUGGAAGGAUAUGUUUGCAACUACUAGUACUUUUUUUUAUUUAAAAAAUGGUUUACUAAUCCAGGUCCUGAAAGGAGCAUGGAUUUAACAGGAUAAAAUCCACGACAACUGUGCAAUGGAAGCUUUACUGGAAUGCUGGAAUGAAGAACAAAGAAAAACCAAGAGUUUAUGAAAAGAAGGGAUAUUUAUCAUAUCUUUAACGGGCCUUUAUUUUUGGACCUUCACUUCAGGGCCUCUGUCUUCUUAAGUUUGUUUUCCAUAUGUUGGUGUAAAUACUGUACAUAACAUACCUGGAUACCAGUUGCCAUGGGCAGCUGUAUGCUUCAUUUUGUAGCAUUUUUGUGUUUGCAGCGUGGUAAAAGUGCAAUAAAAAGGCAAAUCUGCACCUAAAA
Messenger RNA from Xenopus laevis (African clawed frog), 3209 nucleotides. RefSeq names its product family with sequence similarity 20 member C L homeolog (gene fam20c.L). Lineage: Eukaryota; Metazoa; Chordata; Amphibia; Anura; Pipidae. The record is from RefSeq and is a predicted model, not a curated record. Gene Ontology annotation, biological process: enamel mineralization. The coding region runs from base 663 to 2375 and encodes 570 amino acids. The transcript has 10 exons. Gene Ontology annotation, molecular function: phosphotransferase activity, alcohol group as acceptor; protein serine/threonine kinase activity. Gene Ontology annotation, cellular component: Golgi apparatus.